CACACUAUACUCGAUUAUUGAAAGUAUGUAACCAUUCAGUUGCGGUUUGCUACAAAAACAUAAAUGAGUGCGAAGUAAAUUGACAAAUUUACGUAUUCUACACACACAUGUACUUGUCAACAAAUUGUUAUCUGUGAAUUGCACGUAUGAAAUAAAUCUCUUGAAGAGAAAAAGCUUGCUUUUCAACUUUUUCAAGCAUGGCUGCAGCCGGACGCAGGUUAUCGUCGGUGCUCAUAAAAAAAUUUUUAGGAAGCAGGGUCCUUCUGUCCAGUAAUUCAAACCUCUGUGCAACAACACCGAUCUCGAUUCGUCGAUUAUCAACCCAAACUCAACCUAACAUCAUCAAAGAUGACAAAAUCAGUAGUAAUAGAGGAACAGAUGAUUCUGAAAUAGAUCCACUGAAGCACCCGGACUACUUUCAAGUACACAAAUUGUUUACAGUUAAAGAUUUGUUUGACGCGAGAGUUCAUUACGGCCAUAAAGUUGGCACGUUAGAUGAAAGGAUGAAACCCUUCUUGUUUGGAUCUAGACUGGGUUGCUUGAUAUUUGAUCUUGAUCAGACCGCCGAACUCCUGAGACAAGCACUCAACUUUACAGCUCACAUUGCCUACAAUGACGGUAUCAUACUCUUUCUCUCGAGAAACCCACAGGUGACGCACAUUGUUGAAAAAACGGCCAUGGAGUGCGGAGAAUAUUCCCACACGAGAAGGUGGAAGGGAGGCACAUUCACCAAUUCGACCAAAGAAUUUGGAGCAGUAACCAGGUUACCAGAUCUCUGCAUAUUACUCAAUACUUUGAACAAUGUUAUGCUAGAACACCGCGCUGUCAGUAAUGCCGCUAAAAUGUGCAUACCCACUGUUGGAAUCGUCGAUAGCAAUUGCAAUCCUAAUCUCAUAACUUAUCCUGUGCCUGGUAACGACGAUACACCUUGUGCAAUUGAACUUUAUUGUAAAUUAUUUAAGCAAGCCAUUUUAUUGGGUAAGGAAGCUCGAGCGAAAAAACUUAGUAAGCAAACGUAAAUUUUAAUCAUUACAAAACAAAACAAACUUAUAAACACAACUAUUAGUCUGUACAGGUUUCUUUUUUUUUUUGUACCAUGCUCAUUUUAUCACAAUGUAAAUAUGGCUGAGAUUUAAUUCAUUAAAUGGGUGUGACAUGUAUUUUGGCA
Molecule: messenger RNA, 1168 nt
Organism: Copidosoma floridanum
Lineage: Eukaryota; Metazoa; Arthropoda; Insecta; Hymenoptera; Encyrtidae
Gene: mRpS2
Product: mitochondrial ribosomal protein S2
Biological process (GO): translation
Cellular component (GO): ribosome; mitochondrial small ribosomal subunit
Molecular function (GO): structural constituent of ribosome
Source: RefSeq, a predicted model, not a curated record